Messenger RNA from Rhipicephalus sanguineus (brown dog tick), 4847 nucleotides. RefSeq names its product gamma-tubulin complex component 6. Gene Ontology annotation, biological process: meiotic cell cycle; spindle assembly; mitotic cell cycle. The transcript is spliced from 28 exons. The record is from RefSeq and is a predicted model, not a curated record. Gene Ontology annotation, molecular function: gamma-tubulin binding; microtubule minus-end binding. Gene Ontology annotation, cellular component: gamma-tubulin complex; spindle pole; centrosome. NCBI's taxonomy places the organism in Eukaryota, Metazoa, Arthropoda, Arachnida, Ixodida, Ixodidae. Bases 171 to 3767 code for a protein of 1198 amino acids.
CAAGCCGUAGCGGCACCCUGGCUAUGGUGGCUAGACACCAUACCCUGGCAGCCCUGGCUACGGUAACAGUAGCUAUCCUAGUUGCGGCUGGUUAACUCUCUCAUAUUCGCUGGAAUGUCGGUAGUAGGUUGUGGCGAUUACUACGGCUCGCUGUAGCGUGCCCGUGUGCAAUGGAGGUGGAUGUUCCGACUGUUGUCACCAGGCUGAGCACUUCGGUGGCUGGUGGCGCGAAGUCUGACGUGCCAGUCAGGGAGCUGAAGAAGCUGGCCUUCUCCUUUCUGCUCAAGUUAGACAACAGGCCACCGACAUCAUCGCCUGGUACGUGGCCUGUGGAAGAUCACAUUGCAGCCGAGGCGUUUGCAUUGCAUUUGCAAGGGAGGCAUUGUGAUGCUCUGCGACUCAGGGAAUGCCUUACUUGGCUCAAAAGGGGACGCUAUUCACGCGAGGUGCGAGCGUGCCUGGAGUUCCUGCUUCACAUGGCUCACGGUGGGGCAACCAGUGUGAGGCAGCGACUCUUCGAGCUGCCUCCAAUCGUGCCAGCCCAUGAACAUCGGGUUCCACUUUGCUUGGUUCCUGGUGUCCCAGCCUUUCGUGAAUAUCCAAGGCAGGUUUUUGAGCGCCUCGAUGAUGAGCUGCACAACGUUAACAAUUGGGACACCCUUUUCCUUCCAGGACUUUGUGCAGCUGAGCCUGCGUGCGACCUCAAUGGGAACCCUUUGUUCAAGCUGCGCUGCCACAGCUGGCAGCUAGACCCACCCAAAGUGCCUCCGCUCACUACAUUCACUAGGAACCGGGUCCUCAUCAAGUUCUCCAAGCGCCCAGCAAAGCUUGAGCCCUUAGCGGCAGUCAGACCGCCAUCAAAACAAGCUCAGCCAACCUGCAUGACUGAGCAAGACUGGCAGUAUGUGGUGCAUGCUGGGAGAAGGAAGCACUUUACCUGGGAGAGUGUUGGAGGUGUGACGAGCUUGGUGGAGCAUCCAUUUGUGACUGAGGCUGGAGGGAGUGAAGGGGAAGCUGUGUGCCAGCUGGGCAUGCUCAGCUUGGCUGCCUUGACCGGAGCCCAGCCAUCUUCCCCACUGGGACACGAGGGACUGGUCCACAAGGCACUGCUGCUGCUGGUCGGAAUUCCAUCAGACAUUUUUCCUUACGAUCCGGUGCUGCGCAAGUUCAGCAUCCAGGGGGGAGCAAGGCUCAAAGGCACAUCAUCCGAAGCCCUUUCUGCAUCACUGUGCUGUUUUCUGCAAUGUGGCAGAGACAUUCGCUUUCUAGAAGACCUCGUUUCCAGUGACGUGAAGCCCACCCUGACAUGGCAGGCCUUUGUUGGAGCACUGAGGCAUUUCCUGCACUACUUCCAUGGCUGUCUACUGCCCAUGGCAGGUCGUGCUGACACACUCACCAUCCUUCAACUGACUCACAUUGUGAGCAGUCUUUGCAACAGUGUGAGGUGCAUCACAGACAUUUGCCGCAGUGCAGUUCAGGUCCAGGAGGUUGCGUCACAAAGACAGCAGAGCAUGCUGCUCUUGCGCCACCUGUGUCAGUGUGCCAGGAGCUGCUGGGGUCAGGAGGCAUCAUCUCUCGUGGCAUUCCUUCUUCGGCAGAGCUGCCGGCCUUAUCUCCGGUUUUUGGAGGAGUGGCUGUACGGUGGAUGUUGCAACGACCCCUACGAAGAGUUUCCCUUGGUCGUGCACAAGCAGGAGGUGGAGAUGCGAGAUGAACGCUUCUGGGAAAAAGGAUUCCAGUAUGCAGCCUCUGAGGCUCCAUUCCUGGCCCCUUUCAUGCCACAGGUCUUCACCAGCGCCAAGAGCGCCAUGCUGCUCAAAGUCUGCAAGCCUCAGAGUGGCCUCCUAUGGAGCAAGCAGCUGCGACCCGAGUUGAGGCUGUCCUUCAGCAGCCGGCAGCUGGCCCAGGCCAGGGAACUGUCGGAGCGCUACGGUCGUCUCAUGGAGUCUGAACUGCAGCUGCUUCCACUACCCAAGUUUCGCCUGGGGCUUGAUCCGCACAUCAACAUCCCAGAAGAAUGGAUAGAAGCUCAAGAGGAACUAGUUGAUAGGCAAAGUCGCCUGCUGUAUGCAAUUCCUCGGUCGCCGAGCUCCGCUUCCAGGUGUUUUAUGCCCUGCAGUCGGAGUGCUGCUCAGCCUCUUCAAGCAGCUGUAGCAGAGAGCCACGAAGACUUACUCUAUUCAGUUAUGACUGGAACACACAUGAAAGUGAGUGGCAGAGGCUACAUCACCAUGGAAACAGGGCACUCCAACAACAACCUGGGGCUCUUCUGUGAAACAGCGGGGACCUAUGGAAGCAGGGCACAGCGGAACCUCUUUGGUCAUGCCUCCGACUCCCAACUUGGCGACAUCCUCUAUCCUGAUAAAAGCAGAGGAAGCACCACGGAGAGGAAUCGGGUCACAGAUAAUCCAACCAUGUUAAGUACCACCUGUAGUGAGACUGGGGAAACGUUGAUGCCCGCCAGAGGUCAUGCGAAGACGUGCUCACUUGAAGAUGACGGCUGGGAAAGUGAAGGGCUGCUACACCAGUCGUGUGGUGACAGUCCGGGCUUGCUGCUGUCAGAGCCCGUUGAUGACGAGCCACAUGGCACACAACAUGGUGGUGGGGAUGCCAGCCUGUUGCCUGCCGACACAAGUGACAGCCUCGCCUCCUUGAACAUGACGGCUGAACCUCGGGAGUCGUCCAGGCUGGCAUUCUUCUCGCCCACCAGUGGGGAAUGCAGUGCUGAUGGUGGACUCCCACUGGACAUAGCCGUCAAGCGAUCCCUGCUUCCCCCGUUGAUGUCACAGAUGAAGCUACUGAACCGGGUGUGCGUGUCCUACCUUGUGACUGAGCUGCGGCUUUACGACCACCUGGAAGCACUCACCAACUACUACUGCUUCCAGGAUGGCGAGUUUGGACAGGCACUGUGUGAUGCCAUCUGCCAUAAGCUCAAAUCACCAGCAGAAUUUCUCAACCCAAGGACACUCAACUGGAUUCUCUCCCAAGCCUUGAGCUCAUCCUUACGGGGAGAGUGUGCAGAGGCCAGGAACCUGCGCCUGGAUGCCUGUCCUGUCGCCAUCCCUCCUGGCCAGAACAUCCUGAACUGCCUAUCACUGAGCUACAAGGUGGACUGGCCACUUAGCGUGGUGAUCAACAGGGCGUGCCUGCUGCGUUACAACAAGAUAUUCCGCUUCCUCCUCAGCUUGAGACGAGCUUUGUGGGCGCUUUCAGACAUCUGGAGCCGUCUCAAGCCAUCCGCACUUCCCAGGAAGCCAGACUCGUCACUGGAAUUCAGGCAGCUUCAACUGAUGAGGCACGAGAUGCUACACUUUGUGCAAAUGGUCCAGUCGUACGUGGGCAGUCAAGUCUUGCAGGCAUCGCUUGCAGAGCUGCGUACUGAGCUCAACAGGGAGGCACAGUCUGUGGACAACAUCCGUAACGCCCACUUUGCCUUCCUCAAGCGUCUCAGUCAGCGAUUGCUUCUAGGACGCAGGGCAGUGCCUGUGCGCAAGCUGCUGAACGAAGCACUCAGUGUGGUGCUUUUCUUCCAAACUGAGCUGGCCGAGUACUCGUGGCGUGUUGAGGAAGGCUCCCAGCUGAGCCAUCCAUCUUUUGCCAAGUUUGCCACUGCCCAUGCCAAGUUUCAGAAGACUGUAGCCACAUUGCAGACAGCUUGGAUCUCGGAUGCUAUGGGAGAACCCAGCCUCAAGAAGCUUUCACCAAUCACCGAUGAGCUGUCUCAAGCUCUGCGAGGUGCUCGACUGCAGUGCCCUCCACUGGCCUGAUGAGGCAUCGGCGAUCAUGGGAAAGAACAUCUCGUGAAGCCCAUUACUGUACCACAAAUUUGAACAAUUGUAUGCUACAGUUACCCAUAUGUGUCAUUUAGUAUUUCAAAGCUGAAUUCUGUGCUAUAUUAGUGGCUCGGUGUGAAAUGAUGUGUUCGCAGUGGACACACAGCAGGAUCCAUGCAUGACCAAUUUGUGGGUGUAGCUAAAUGUGGGUGGCUCAGAUAAAAGCAUGAUCAGCCAUGACAUGUAUAGUAGCUGCAUAGCACAACUGUUCGUAAUCUGCUUUUGGCAGUAGUUUCUUUCAGAACCUAAUGUUGCUGCUGCAUAUUGUCCAUCUCAAGCGGCAGUCACCAAUGAAAGUGGCACGUAUUGCAGUGUCGUGCAAAUAAUAAAGACGGCUUAUCUUUCAAGACUGACGACAAGCACAAUGAAAUACAAUGAAUGAAAGAUUUUGAGGGCUCAUUACUUUUGUCUCACACAGCCGUAAUGAAGAACAGCAGACAACGAUGCCAAGGAAGCUACAGGGGACGUACGUGUAUGAGUAAUUGUGAUAUAGAUCUGAAGAAAGAAGACAACUUGCUGCCAGCAGGGACCGAACCUGCAACCUUCAGAUUAGGCACCCGAUGCUCUUACUACGGGGGCAGUGUCCUCUCGUCCACUUCAUCGGGUAUUUUUGUGCAUGCAAACCUGGAAGUGUUAGUCAGCGCCUCUCGUAGCCAUGACGGCGAGUGUGUAACACUCUUUUCUUUGCCAGCUGGCAUCGCGUAGCAUGUUAUUCUUUAAUGAGCGGACAGCUGACCAAUCUCUUUCUUGCUGUGUGCAACGAGUGAGCUCAGGCAUUCUUAAGGACAGCGUGUGUUUGCCAGGAAAUGUUCAUAGUCAACUGUUCUUUAAAUUUGUGAAGCCUUUGCCAUCCAUGUGGCAGGUCACUCUUGUAUCAGCUCCCCUUCUAUCACACUGACAAAGAGAUUAACUAUCUUCACAGUUGAGCGUUCCACGCUUCGUUGACAAAGCACAGCAGCUGUGCAUGUGCUAGGAAAAUCCUCUCCCUUUUCCCUGUUCCAGAAGCGUUUAUAU